Messenger RNA from Apodemus sylvaticus (European woodmouse), 798 nucleotides. It is a transcript of the gene Neurog2, whose product is annotated as neurogenin 2. NCBI's taxonomy places the organism in Eukaryota, Metazoa, Chordata, Mammalia, Rodentia, Muridae. Gene Ontology annotation, molecular function: protein dimerization activity. The transcript has a single exon. The coding region runs from base 1 to 798 and encodes 265 amino acids. The record is from RefSeq and is a predicted model, not a curated record.
AUGUUCGUCAAAUCCGAGACUCUGGAGUUGAAGGAGGAAGAGGAGGUACUGAUGCUGCUGGGCUCCGCUUCCCCGGCCUCGGCGACCCUGACCCCGAUGUCCUCCAGCGCGGACGAGGAGGAGGACGAGGAGCUGCGCCGGCCAGGCGCCGCGCGUGGGCAGCGUGGGGCGGAAGCCGGGCAGGGGGUGCAGGGCAGUUCGGCGUCGGGUGCCGGGGGUUGCCGGCCAGGGCGGUUGCUGGGCCUGGUGCACGAGUGCAAGCGUCGCCCCUCGCGCGCACGAGCCGUCUCCCGAGGCGCCAAGACCGCGGAGACCGUGCAGCGCAUCAAGAAGACCCGCAGGCUCAAGGCCAACAACCGCGAGCGCAACCGCAUGCACAACCUAAACGCGGCGCUGGACGCGCUGCGCGAGGUGCUGCCCACCUUCCCCGAGGACGCCAAGCUCACGAAGAUCGAGACGCUCCGCUUCGCCCACAACUACAUCUGGGCGCUCACCGAGACCCUGCGCCUGGCGGACCACUGCGCGGGCGGCGGCGGCGGCGGCCUCCAGGGGGCGCUCUUCUCCGAGACGGUGCUGCUGAGCCCUGGAGCGGCGCUCGGCGCCAGCGGGGACAGCCCUUCGCCAUCCUCCUCCUGGAGCUGCACCAACAGCCCCGCGUCGUCCUCCAACUCCACGUCCCCAUACAGCUGCACUUUAUCGCCCGCUAGCCCCGGGUCAGACGUGGACUACUGGCAGCCGCCACCUCCGGAGAAACACCGUUAUGCACCUCACUUGCCCCUCGCCAGGGACUGUAUCUAG